UAAAUUCAUCAAAUGGAAGCAACUUCUCAAACUAUAAAUUAAUUUAAAGGUAUCAUAUCCUAUAUCUCGUCUAUCAUAUAGGUUUGUAACAUUUCAGGCGACUUCAGCUGCACAAAAAUCAUACUUUGAUGUCAGAAAUGAUAAGCAAACUAUUAAAUUUCGAAACAUUCAACACAUCAAGCGGGUGGGAGUGCUAAAAUGGCUGUCAGACACCUGUCCGCAAUUGCUCAAGUUCGAUAAAACCAAAGUUAUUCCCAGCACGCUAUAAUCUGUUGCACUCCGCUGGCAACAGUUGGUCAGGGGAGUUCCCUCAGGUAAACAAAUGCACCUGAAUCAUUCACACUUUCCAUAAUUGUUGCCUCUAUUUUAUGGUUGUGCCACGCGCAGGCGCCAUCAACACGUGGCUGUAAACAAACCCAAGUUACUUGUUGCACUGCCCACGAACUUGGCUGAAAUGCAACAGUUUAUCGCAUGACUUCCGGCUGUAAAAGUUUUAGCGUUUCCAUCGAACAAGGCCUAGGUCGCGGCGUGAGCUCUGGGCGACGGUUCAGCGAACUCCAAACCAAAACCGCACUUAUGCUGGCAGCCAGCCAAGCCUGAAAAUCAAUAAAGAUAUAAACCCAAUCAACAACCGGUGGCUGCAACCAGUCGAUCCGAACUGCAGCCAUGUGGCAGUUGGCAUUGGCACUUGGCCUAAUCCGGCAACUCAGCCUGGCCAUCGUUGUGGAGCGCAACAUGUUCGCCUACUACAAGGUACCGGCAGCCCAGUUGCUUUUCGCCCAGGAGUCCCACUCCGACCCAGACUCCAGUUUCGACAUUGAUACGGAUUUCGCCUCCAGGGAGAUCAUCCAGCACGCCGGUAGCAGGGUCAAGGACUUGUACUACGUUCUACAAUGUCCGCCAAAGCUGAUGGAUGCUAUACCAAAGCCACAGGACAUGCAAACCUGCAGCGUAGUAGACGAGUAUCGAGCCAUGUUUCAGAAGAAGCCGCCAAAGCCCAAAAAACGACUGCACAUGGUUCCGUUUCGGAUCGUGCUUCGUCCCCUGGGACCACCGGCCAUGAGGCGUAAUCUGAAGCGCCGCAAGCGUCAGCACAAGGACGUCUCAAGGACAGCUACAGAGCAGGAGAACGAGAAGGAGGCCUCUAGUCCGCUGCAGCAUCUGGGACGCCCCCACGCCCGUCAAAAGCUACUCAAGCUGGCCGCCGAUCAUCGCCAGUUUAAGCGCGGAAAUAGCUCGAAGGGCUACCAGCAUAUGUAUCAUCGGGACGAGAUCUACAACGACCAUAUUUUUUACGACGAAGUCCAUACGGACGGGGAGUUCCAUAAUUAUGGAAAGGAGAAAUCCUGAUGGUGAAAUGGUGAU
Messenger RNA from Drosophila serrata, 1365 nucleotides. RefSeq lists its product as uncharacterized. Lineage: Eukaryota; Metazoa; Arthropoda; Insecta; Diptera; Drosophilidae. The record is from RefSeq and is a predicted model, not a curated record.